Molecule: messenger RNA, 1626 nt
Organism: Penicillium olsonii
Lineage: Eukaryota; Fungi; Ascomycota; Eurotiomycetes; Eurotiales; Aspergillaceae
Source: the annotation of a GenBank genome assembly
AUGGCGGGCGACACAUCCCCAAUAAACGCCAGUAAACGCACCUCAGCAACCUCCAGCCUACGGCACAGUCAAACAACACGGCCAGCCUCACCUCACACCCCGCAGCAACAAAUACGAUCGGGAAGUACCUCAUUCGCCAGCAACACGUCCCCCAGCUCCUCAUUCCGAAGCGAGGACGAUGCAAUCAUAUUUGAGAUAGGCGCAAGAUGGCUGCGCGCAGGAUUUGAAGGGAAUAGUACUCCUGCGUGUGUGGUUGGAUUUGGGCCCGAAGAUUCCAGGAGAGCGGGAGACUAUCGAGGAUGGAUACAAGGCAGCGCCGGGGCUGCCCGACUACCACAGCCUAUUGCCGCGGAAGAAUGGGCGCAAUCGCAUGAGCUGUGGCGCCUUGACUCAAGAGAAGUUGACCUGGGUCUGGUCGAGGACAAGAUCGAGCGCGCGGUUCGGGAAACAUACAAUCAGUUUCUAUUGACUGAUGCAGGCACGACGCGCCUGGUGCUUGUCCUGCCAUCUCUCAUGCCACAUCCGUUGCUAUCGUCUCUUUUAUCAACCUUGUUCAGUCGCUGGCGAUUCUCAAGUGUGACCCUUCUAUCGAGCGCGACUAUGUCAGCCACGGCCGCUGGAUUGCGGUCGGCCUUGGUGGUCGACUUGGGCUGGGCCGAAACAACGGCGACGGCAAUCUACGAAUACCGGGAAAUCUCCACGAAGAAGACAACCCGGGCAAUGAAACACUUGAUGCAGGAAACGGGGCGACUCCUCACUGGAUUGGCUUCCAACACCGAGGACAACGCAGGCACCGCUGAUGAAAUUUCAGUUGGGCUUGCGUAUUGUGAGGAGAUAGCCAGCCGAUUCUCGUGGUGCAAAUCUAAAAAUUACGAAGAAUCAUCGAACAAGUUCAACCAGACUUUGGCGAUUCCUUCGCCCGCAAACCCAGAACAGGAAUACAUGGAUGUGCCCUUUUUGCGGUUCGCUGAGCCUACUGAAAAGGUGCUCUUCGCAUCGGGCAUUCCAGAACAUGAGAUGGAUGACGAGGAAAGAUCAUUGCCUCUACUUGUCUAUAAUACGCUGCUGUCACUUCCCCCCGAUGCACGAGGAACUUGCAUGGCACGCAUUGUAUUCGUGGGCGGUGGCUCAAGGAUUCCUGGUCUACGACAGCGGGUCCUUGAUGAAGUCUCAAGCAUGAUCGAUCGCCAUGGAUGGAGCCCAAUUCGAGGAAAGGCACUUGAACGACAACGGGAGCGGCUCGAGCAAUUGAAACUAUCAUCUCAAAGAGCUUCUUCCCAACCAGAGGUCCCCAAAGGCAAUGGAGAAGCCGCUUCUCCUGAUACACCGCUUCCCGAUCCUCCGGAAAUCGACUUUGUGGAACAGAAGCUCCGCCGACAAAACAGAGACACCCCAGUUCCGGUCCAAGGCGUGCUGCGGGAAAUUGAGUCACUCGGCCCUUGGGCUGGCGCAAGCUUAACGACUACUCUGAAGAUCCGUGGCAUGGUUGAAAUUGAACGAGAGAAAUUCCUUCAGCACGGAUUGGCCGGGGCUACUCGAGACAUUGACCAUCCUGUUCCUGAUCGUCGAUCUGGCUUGAGGUCCGGUGGUGAUCGGUCGAGCUGGACGUUGGCAGGAUGGGCAUAG